GAACUGGCACUGUCUAUUAGUUUGUCUGCUGUACUAGGAUCAGAGCGCAUGAUAUUGAAUCUCUAAAGCCUUUCUACAGAAAUGAAGAACAAAAGCUUAGAACUGUUUGUAGUGAUUCUUGCUAGUGUCUGGUGUACUAUAGGAGGAAACAUGAUGGAAGAAGAUGUUGUUUUCUACCAGGAGAAAGGCACAUUUUUGAAAGACCACGUGAUUUCGACUCAUCACGUGACCACACCAAUCGACUGCAGUUUUCUUUGCACGUCGGUAGAGAAGUGCGAGUCAUACAACUACAAACCGAGAGGGCCUGGUGAGCAAGACUUGUGUCAGCUGAACAACGCAACAAGGCAAACUAAACCAUUGGCGAUUGUAUCUGAUGCUGCCUUCAACCACUAUACACCUAAGUUGACCUACUACGAUUGUCUGGCCUAUCUGAAAGAUGGCUUUAGCGAAAAUGGCGUGUUCACAAUUACUGACGACAAAGGAAACCUGUUCCCAGCUUACUGUGACUUUACCUCUGAGCCUCGUUCAGCAUGGACGUUGAUCAUGUCCCAUGCCUUCAAGAUGAGUCACAUGCCAGAGUUCUGCACGAAAGAGCUUUCUAUGAACGUCCCUCUGCAAGAAAACAACCCUAACUGGGAGAGAUAUAGACUUCCAUUGAGUCAAAUGUACCAUUUGUCGAAUGUUUCAUCGCAUGUUCGAAUCAGCACAGGAUUUUCUAAAUUUGGCAUUGAUUUCACUGACUACAUGCGCGCUCAGAUCUCAGAUAUUAACAUCUUAAAGUUCACGGGUAAUGCUGUAUGUAARACUAUCGAAUACAUCAACGUGAGGGAAAAUAUUGGAGAAGGAGUCACAGCGCCAUUUUGGCAAAGUAACAACCAAACAUCUAUUUUUCACGUCAACACUUUCAAAAACCCGUGCGAUUUUGAUGCGACAAGUGGUGCUGCACCCAAUGAAAGGAACUUUGGGAUGUAUUGUGCAAACAAAAAUGAAACAAGCAGGGAAUUCAGGGGAACGGCAGAUCCUGAUAGCACAACAGAGUACUGGUUUGGUGGAUAUGUCUAGUUUCAUCUUGGGAGAAUGCAGUGGUUAUAAUUGUGCUCUCUCCUGGUAGUUACUUUUCGAUAACAAGUUUGGCGUCUUUUUUUAUUUUGGCGCGGAGUAUAGGUUUCCUGUGGAAAGGAGGUUGAGAAUCUAGAGAUCCAGACGGGGUUUUAGUCUUAACAUAUAACUUGAAAUAAGGGGAGAGGAGUAGCAAAGUCCAGUUAGUCAAUGAAUAGAGGUGUAAGAUCUAACUAACUAAACAACAAAAAAAUGGUAUAGGGAAUUGGUGUUUUUAAUAAGUUGUGAGGGUUUAUAAAUACUAAUCACGCCACCUUUCACGAGCGAUUUUUCUCUUGCGCAGGCGACGCGAUUUUCGGGUACGAUGAAAGCUGAACAUUGAAUUUGAGAUGUUUUUUGUAAAUAUAAGAAGUAUUUUUGAGGAUUUUUUUCAUCGAUACAGCAUUGUCGCUCGUGUAGCUACAUACGUAAUUAGCUUUUCUGAGUCUCUAAUCAUUUCUCAGCCUCCCUUCCCUGGUGAUUCUAUGUUGCGCAGUAAUAUUCUAGUCAGUAGUCGUCUAUUAAUUGCCUCAAGAACGGAAAUAUUAAUUGUUAAGUAAUUGCUCAUACGGAAAUCAAUUUUUUUGUAUUAAGUGAAUUUAUUUACUUCUAGUAUAUCUAGAGAUUCCACUGUGUUAUGUUCACUAGUAAGAAAUAAUGCACUAAUUAAUUAGAAUUAAUGUAAUUCAUUCGAAGUGGUGAAUUCAGGAUUUUGGAAAAUGGGGUUCCAUUUUGGUGUCACGAUCUUUUUUGUUUUGUUAGGUGUUUGUUUGUUUGUUUGUUUGUUUUUGUUUUUGUUUUUUGUUUUUUUCAGUCUUUUAUUGCUGUUAUUCAAGUAUAUUUUGAUUCCAAAACAUGAACUCAAUACUGUUUUAUUGUUGUUGAUUUGUUUUGCUUUGCUUUGUUUUUUGUUCGUUUGCAUUGUUUUUUUUAUGCUCUAGGUGGAUUCCGUACUAGAACCCAUGAUCAUCUGACUUGAUUACGAACCUGAACAUUGGUUAGAGUUUCACCGAUUUUAUUAGGCAUAAACAGCUAGAACUGAGAUAAACAGCUAGAACUGAUAAUAUCAAUUCAUUAAGGUCAGAAAUUUUACCACUAAGUUCUGAUAAUGACGUUUACUAAUUGCUUCUUUCGCUUAUAAAUGCAAUUAAAGCGUGAAAUAAGAUGA
Molecule: messenger RNA, 2266 nt
Organism: Exaiptasia diaphana
Lineage: Eukaryota; Metazoa; Cnidaria; Anthozoa; Actiniaria; Aiptasiidae
Exons: 3
Coding region: 82-1062 (326 amino acids)
Molecular function (GO): oligosaccharide binding
Source: RefSeq, a predicted model, not a curated record